Oryza sativa Japonica Group (Japanese rice) is the source of this 2682-nucleotide messenger RNA. RefSeq lists its product as uncharacterized. The record is from RefSeq and is a predicted model, not a curated record. NCBI's taxonomy places the organism in Eukaryota, Viridiplantae, Streptophyta, Magnoliopsida, Poales, Poaceae.
CUCAUCUCGUCGGCGAGUGAGCUUCCUUCGCGCGGGCUGAGGUGAAAAGGUGGAGAGGGUUUCCCGCGUCUCGCGACGAGGGUUUAGGCCCAGCCACCGCCGCCGCCGCCGCGGUGCCAGAGCCAGCUCGCCGCGGGCAACAGAGAGGAACUUGGAGCUUCAAUGGGGGAACCUAGUGUUGCACGUUCCAAAGACUGUGAUAUGGAGUAUGAUGAUAGUUCUUCUAGACAAAGUGGCGAGCCUUUGUGGGAACAUGCGGAAGGUGUGGAACGAUCUGUCGAUUAUUCAGAUGGCUUGCCCCCUACAAGCAAGGGUAUGUUUCAGUCAAAUAAAAGAAAGAGCAAAGCUGCAGAUGAGGAUCUUCAUAUGAAACUUCGAACUCGAUUGGAUGCUGAAGUUGCUAGAAUGUUCUAUUCUUCAGGAUUAUCCUUAAAGGCCGCGACGGACCCAUUCUUUAAGAGCGCAUUCUCUCGUGCCACCUCCAUGCCUGGUUUCACGGCUGAAGAGGAUGAGCAUCAAGAUGACCAGCCUUCCCUAGUUACACAAAUGUUCUUUUCCAUAGGUUUGUCCCCCACUAUUACAAGGAACCCAUAUUAUCGGGGUUCAUUCGCUAUGGUCGCGUUGUUCCAGAUUCCUGGAUAUGUUCCUCCUGGGGUCGACCAGCUGAAGACAACUCUCUUGCAGAAAGAAAGGGCUGACAUUGAAAACAUGCUGCAGACCAUAAAAAACACGUGGAGGAAAGCAGGUGUGACGAUUGUUUCUGAUGGGUGGUCAGAUUUUAAAAGGCGACCUAUCAUCAAUAUCAUAGCUGUCAAUGAAGCUGGGCCAGUUUUUUUGCAAGCAAUUAACAAUGAAGAUGGGUGGAUGUGGAUGAUGGAUGACUACAUUGCAGAGAAGCUCAUUGCUGCAAUUGAAGACGUUGGAUCAGAAAAUGUUGUCCAAGUGAUCACAGACAAUGAUCCUUUUUGCAGAGCUGCUGGGGUGCUGAUUGAACAGAAGUACAGUCACAUCCAAUGGACGCCAAGUGUUGCUCAUUCUUUAAGUCUUGCCUUGGAGAAUAUUUGUGCUGCUAAGAAUGCCGAAAAUGUUGUCUUCAAAGACUGCCACUGGAUUUCAGAAGUUAUAGGGGAUGCAAAAAUGAUAAAUGAUUUUAUAAGUAAUCAUUCUAUGGUACUAUCCAUGAUCAGCGAGUUCAGUAAGCUGAAGAUACUUGGCAUUGCUCACACAAGAUUUGCUUCAGAUAUUGUCAUGCUAAAGAGGUUUCGGUUUGACUAAGCAAUCUCUUAUAGGGAUUGUCAUCAGUGACAAGUGGUCCGUUUACAGUAAAGAUGACGAGGGGAAAGCAAAGCUUGUGAUGAAAAAAACUUACUGAUGAAUUGUGGUGGGAUCAAGUUGAUUACAUUCUUGCUUUCACAGAACCGAUAUAUUCAAUGAUACGCAUCACGGACACUGAAAAGCAAUGCAUUCAUUUGAUCUAUGGAAUGUGGAAUGAUAUGACAGAGAAGGUAAAGGCUAUUAUUUAUAAACAUGAAGGCAAGGGGGCUGAUGAAGAAUCAACUUUUUACUCUGCUGUAAAUGGCAUUUAGUAGAUUGGUGGGGCAAGACCAGAACUCCACUCCACUGUUUAGCACAUGCACUAAAUCCAAGAUGAGUCCUGGUUUAAGUUACUAAAUGAUUUCUUUUUUAAGCCAUGUAAUAUCACUAUCUUUUGGUCUGUUCUGUAGGUGUUACGCCGAUAGUUGGAUUGAUGAAGGCGCUAAUCGUCAACCCCCACAUAGUGAUGCUGAGAUUAAUGAAAUGGCAAAUGACUGCUUGAAGAAAUUAUUUCCUGCUGCAGAUGACUUGACGGCGAUUAAAGCAGAGUAUGCAAAGUUUUCUCUUUUGAGCACGGAGUUUGCUUCCUCAGGAGCUAGCCCUCACGAUUCUUGGCCAUCCUGCCUCGGCAUCCUGCUGUGAGAGAAACUGGACCACAUAUAAAUUGAUUCGCGCAGCCAUGAAGAUUGAGAGCCGUCCUAAAUGGGUUGAUGAUUUGGUGUUUGUCCACACCAGUUUGCGGCUUUGGACAAGAACCACAGUUUUACUAUAGUGAUCCAGAGUCAAUGUUUUGGGACAUUGGGGGUAACGCCGAUAUUCUUGCAAGCUUAGUCCCUGCUGAUUUACUUGAGUUUGCUGACUUCUCACUCGACGAACCUGAGUUCGAGCUUGCCAUUCUUGAAGGGCUGGAAGGUGAUGAUUUGGCAUGAAGAUGGAGGUGGAUUGGUGGAAGACUUUCUAGAAUCCUAGCUCAAUCUGUGAAUGGCCUGAUGCCACCUUUCCUAUCAGGCUGUCACUCGGGUCUACCUUGUCUUUUGGGGAAAGUGGUGUGUUUUGGUUAUGUACUUAUGUGGCCACUCUGGUAGUAUGCAAAACUUUGCAGUAUGCAAUGCUACUACCUCCGUCCCAAAAUAUAACCACUUUUAGCUACGAAUCUGGACACGGUUGUCUAGAUUCAUAGCUAAAAAUGCUUACAUUUUGAGACGGAGGGAGUAUAUAGUAGUGGUAGUGAUGGACUGGUGGUAGACUGGAAGUAUGCAUGCAAAGCUAUGCAAUGGCAGGUAGUGGUAAUGGUAUUAUGCAAAGCUAUGUGAUAAGACUUUGCUAUUAUAUAUGCAAAUCUGUGGAAACUGGACGGUUUGCUUUUUA